AACUGAUCCGCGUGUCUUGUUGGCGACGUACUUCGUUUACGUAGCGGAUUGAGAUGGUGGUGCGCGGAGAAGCCAAGAAGCGGCGUCAAGUAGCACCGCCACCGCGACCGACUCCCAACUAUGUAGCAGAAAACGUCCUCCACUUGAUGUGUACUGAGGUCGACCUAUGGCGCCUCUUUGAUGCGGCGACCCUGGCAGCGUUGGCGACAACAAGCAAACGAAUUCGAGGAGCGAUCCCAUGGAGCGAGGUGGUGAUGCUCACAGCGGAACCCAUCGUGAAAUCAAAGCGCAUCUUGUCCUUGAAGCGUGUACUUAUGAAGAGGGAGUUCAUCGGAAACCAUCACUUGUGGUGGUGGACGAGUCCGGAAUUCGAAGCGGGUGAGCGCGUGAUCCAAGAAUCCACGAUCACCCCCGACGACGUCAUGGAGCAUUGCUUGAUCCCGACUCCACAACCCAGCUGGCAACUAGCGUUUCACCGCCUGCACGGACGGUACCAAGCGACGUACCUGGGCGAGCGUCACCAACUGUACCUCACGCAUUUGUGCACGUUCCUCCAAUUGGCAGACCAUCUCAAGGAAUCGCUCUUUCGUGACCGCAACCCAAGCUGCUACGUGAAUGGUGUCGCGUACACGACGGACGACGUCGUGUCCACGGUGUUGCGCGCCCAACGCACGAAUGUGAUUUCGAUCGUGUGCCCAGAGUUUGGCCAGCCCCAUAUGCUCGACGUGACCGUGACGUCGUUUGACCUGCACUUUAUCUUGCCGUCGACCGCCGCCGUGGUGACUCGGCACGUGCCGAUCCCAAAGCCGUCGGAUCCGGCUAUUGGCUCGUCGUCUGUAGACAAGUGGUUUCCGCACCUGGCGUCGUUCAUUUCACAAAAGGGAUGCGUGAGCCUCGGCCGCCAAGCGCACCAUUACAUGAUGGUGUUGUCAGGGGAAGAGAUUGUGCAUCGGCAUUUCAAACACAUGGGGUCCCUCCAGCGAUACCUCGAGAGCGCCGACCAGCAUUGCCGGCGGUGGCUGUCGCGAUCAUCCGAUGGAAGCGGCACGUCCGACGGUGGCGGCGACGACGACGACGACAGCGACGAAGACAAUCCGCCGUUCGCGUCGGCCAACAUUGAGCAAGAGGUGCAGGUGGACUCACUCGCAACGUUCAACGCAGACCUGUGCUUUCCCCAUCUUGCGAAAUUUGUGGCCGCCAAGGGCUGGCAGUCGGUCGAGCUCAACGUGUUUAGGUCGCGGUAUGCGAUGGUGUGCAAGGGUCCGCAAGCCAAGUCGAUCCAGGCAUGGGAUCUGACUUCGUCCGAAGCAUUUUCGCUGCAGCACAUGCUCAGCGAGCUAAACGCGUGCGUGUGCGCGGCCAACGUGAAGGCGCGCAACCACCAGAUCCGGACGCUCAAAACGCUCGAGGAGACGAUUCCCAAGGACAAGGAACAUCUCCGCUUCCUCGUGUACAUGAAGCAUGCGACCGUGGUCCAGCGCGGCGCCGUGUUUAGCGUCGGCGAUCGAAAUGGACUGUACGUGAAUGCGAUGGUCGGCCACAACAUCUUUUUGCCGCCGACGCCACCGUUCCUUGUCGUGCAGUUCGAAAUCACGUUCAGGGAGCUGGGCGAAUACGCCGACUUGUCGAAACUCGUGAGCAUCGGGUUGGUUGAGCCGGGCGAGUACCCCAAGACCCGCGUCACAGCGCGAUUCGUCGACUCCAACUCGGAGUUUCCCGUGCUGUGCUGGAAGAACGGCCACUCGCAAUUCUUGGUCGGUCGCAACUCCGUGUUCCCGGCAACGGACGAGGCGCGGUGGGGGUUCUUCCAUCGAGAAAGCCCCAUCAAGAGCGGCGACACCAUUUCUCUCAUCUACCAGCGCGAGAACGGCACCGUCCAAUUCGCACACAACCAGCAAUUGCUUCCGUUUUACUUUGCCGGUAAACGCUAAACGUUCAAGCGUGCCUGUGUAAAGGUCGUGGCUGUAUGUGUAUGACAUAUAUAUGUAUGUAGGCGUGUACCGAAGCAACUUUUACGAGUCGGGACUCAUGGUGUUUGUCACGCUCGAGCGUGAAAAUAUUCAAGUGCGCAGCUUGGACAACCCCAACAUGGAGUUUAUCAAACCUGUGGAACAGCGCCAUUUCUUUGACUUUGGUGCUGAACCCGCCAUGUUCUAACGAAUAUCAAGCACUAAUAUAUCAAGUACCCGUCGUCGUCUGUCUCGUCGCUGUUCGUACACGGAGCAUGGAGAAAAGGAUGGCCAUAAU
This is a messenger RNA of Aphanomyces astaci, 2247 nucleotides long. RefSeq lists its product as hypothetical. Bases 54 to 1931 code for a protein of 625 amino acids. The record is from RefSeq and is a predicted model, not a curated record. The transcript is spliced from 2 exons. NCBI's taxonomy places the organism in Eukaryota, Oomycota, Saprolegniomycetes, Saprolegniales, Verrucalvaceae.